Trichoderma virens Gv29-8 is the source of this 2286-nucleotide messenger RNA. RefSeq lists its product as uncharacterized. The coding region runs from base 1 to 2286 and encodes 761 amino acids. NCBI's taxonomy places the organism in Eukaryota, Fungi, Ascomycota, Sordariomycetes, Hypocreales, Hypocreaceae. The transcript is spliced from 5 exons. The record is from RefSeq and is a predicted model, not a curated record.
AUGAAUGGUGAGAAUCAUAGUCGCAUCUUCACCAAGGAGGUUCCCAGGUAUGGCGCCGGGAGGAUAUUGGCGGAUGGGAGCGACGACGCUGGGCAGCUUUGCGAGGUUUGCCAGGAUAUUGACUUUGCGACGCUGCUGGACUGGCAGCCGGGGGAUUCAAGACCAUGGGUUUCACGGAGGAAGAGGAGGAAGGAGGGAAACCUGUGUCCGUGGUGUGUCUUCUUCCACUCCAUGAUCACUACCGGCAAGUUCACGCCGUAUCUGCGUAUUCGCCUAGCAUUCGAGCGGCUUGGCGGUGGAGAGAAGCACGCGCUAGGCAAGUCGGUACUCUUUGAAGUCACGACGAGGAAUCGGUCUCUUCCAUGGGGGUACAUUAACGGCCAUGCGAAAGUCAACGGAAAGGACAAGCGCCAAGUCGAAUCAAGGGUCAUCCGGGGGAGGGAGAUAUCUCCGUUGCUCCAUCUCCCGCUGGCAAAGAGCUGGAUUGACUUUUGCGGUGAGAAUCAUACCGAGGCCUGUUCCGCCAAGAAUCGGGUACUGGUCAAGGGCUUGAAGCUGAUUGAUUGCGAAGAGAAUAAAGUUGUUCUCGCAGAGCACCACGAGACCGGCACCAGGCAUCAGAAUGUGGACUAUGUCACGCUCAGCUAUGUCUGGGGAGGCUCUCACCAUAAGGACGACGGGGCCGCCUCUGGUCAAGGAACCGACGACGGCGGCCAUCUUCCGCGCGAUCUCCCAAAACUGAUUGCUGAUGCUAUUGCCACUACUAGGGGCCUUGGAUAUCGGUACCUCUGGGUCGACCGAUAUUGCAUGCCCGCGAAGGGAGACCUGGAGAGAGCGUUAGAACGCCAGCAACAGCUUGACAUUAUGGGUCAGAUAUUCAGCCAUUCGACUCUGACACUCGUCGUUGCCGCGGGAGAAGGCGUUGAUGACGGCAUCGCUGGAGUCAGUGUACCCCGCGAAGAGCAGCUGUCAAUACAAACAGGGUCAGACCUUUUCACCACGUCGCUUUUGCGCCCAGACCUCGAGGUUGCUUCGUCGAAGUGGGCGUCUCGGGCAUGGACAUACCAGGAGGGUCUUUUGUCGCGACGACGCCUCAUCUUCACGCCCUCGCAGAUCUACUUCCAGUGCCAGGCCAUGCACUGUCACGAGAGUCUUUCUCUGCCCCUAAAAUAUGCACCGGGUCUGAACUUUGGUCGGGUGUUUCCCACUUCGACCGAAGAUAUUCUUCGGCCCAACAAACUGAAGAAUCAUAUCAAAGCCUACCUGGCCAAGAGCCUCACUUACACCGACGACCACCUAGACGCCUUCAGGGGCUUACUUCAUGAAUACUCACGGCGGGAGAAGCUGCCUGUUGAGCACUUGCUCGGCCUGCCCCUUUUCCAUCCUGACGACUUCACCAGGCACAAGGUCGUCAGCCAAACAGACCGCCUGGCCGUUGCUCUGGGAUGGAUGCCCAACCGCACACUCCCCUCUUCUUCCAUCUCCGCCGCCUCCAACUCUUCCCACGACGACCUCCUUCACAAUCCCGUCAUCGACCCUUACUCUCUCAUUGAUUCCCCCUGUCCCUUUCCCUCUUGGACAUGGCUCGCAUGGCGGCCUAACCAAACAACGUAUAAUUACAACACCCCUAGCUACUCCUUCAACUUCAAUCUCGUGGACGACGCCUCACCUCUUCUUGACGGCGUAUCAGCGGCGCCCGGGAUGGAAAUCUCCGUCGGCUUCAGCGACGGCAUGGUUCUCUCGUGGGAGAUUGACGGGGACGCCAUCGCCCGCAAGACCGACAAGAUCGAGAUGCUGCGCCUUAAGACGUACUGCUUCGAUCUUGACGUGAAAAAAACCACCGCUGGCGCUGGAAACAGGUCGACCCUGUCCCUGGCCGAGCCCGUGGCCUCCGCGCUGGGCAAAUCCGCCUCCGAAUACGUCGACGCAUGGAUCCGCCGCUCGUCCGUCACUGUCCUCUCCGCCUCUGCAGAUGAUGCACCGAUCGACCCAGAGUACCACCUCGUCGGCGUCCUCGUUUCGGGGCGUCACUGGAAGUCCGAUGGCCCGAUUCAUCGUGCAACGGGCCCGGGGAGUGCCGCGGCUACGGCGACGGCGCUGAUAUGCGGGCGCAGGAACUGGGAUCCCGAGGGCCAGUUGGUGCGUCUGGGCGCAUUGAGCAUCGCGUAUGACGGGCUGGUGCCUGUGGCGAACGAGGCCGAUGCGUCUAUUAUGAAGGGGAUUGAUGCUAGAAGCGGGGAGAAGAAGGAUUUGAGGGUACGGUUGCGGGAGUUGGAUAUCUACUGA